CCAGUAACUACGAAGCCGAAAAUGGCAGCAGCGUUCUUCCGCCGAUCAGACAGCAGACCUGCACAGUCCCAAGACGGACGUGAACGACUUUACGAAAUCCGUGUCCUCCCCCAGUGCUGAGCAAACAAAGUGCAUCUCCCAUCGUAAAGUCAAUUUUAAUGUACAUUUUCAGUUGCAAUUGAUAUCGGCUGCUGACCGUCGUCACUUUUGCACCAUUGACACCAGACUCUCCACAGUAGCUACGGAUUGACGUGCACUGCCACUACUAUUUAAUAAGAAUUUUGCAGCAAACUCAGUUUAGUUUGAUUGAAAUUACUAAGGAAUUCAGAAGUACCUAGGCUUGCAUAGGAAAACGUCCUCCAUAGGGCCGCGAAGUAUCAGCAACUAGUAAAACCAGUGACGAGUCGACCCCCGUUAGAACCCGGUACUUCGGUUUAGCGAUGAGGUUCACAGCGGUAGCGCCUCUGCUCACACUUGUCUCGGUGAUUUUUUCGCCAGAAGUUUCGUCACGUGCAGCCGACGAUGGAAAAUACAGCAAACGAAAGUAUUUCAGCAGCAACAAUGGAAAAUAUGUACACAAAAAUGAAGGUGACUAUGUAGAAGAUUUGGAUCGCUACCGUUACGUCCAUUAUGACGAUGGCGAUCGGGGACGCUACAUCCAUGUGCACAUUCCGUACGACGGUGGUUACGGCAACUAUGCAGGGGGCCACGAGCCCUUCCGUAAUCCCCCGUACGAUGCCACAGGAUUGUACGCGUAUGUGCAAAGACCGAAAAAUGAUACUUGUUUACGUUUGCUAGAACAGUACUCUAACACUUGCAGUGACAACAUAAUCGACAGCCCAUUCAGAGCAAACGAGUACGAUAUCAAAAAACCUGAGCUAUACUUGGAGUAUGGAACACCCUAUCCGGAGUUUAACUAUGGAGCAUCCGUGCAUCGCGAGAAGCAAACACCGAUAACGACGGAUUCGGAUCCCCGUGCAUCUAACUUCCCCGGGACGGGCUACCUUCCAGCUCUGGAAACACCGGUUGUAAAGAAAGCUACCUCAACAGAACAUCCUGAAGCAGAUUCACUCGGAGAACUGGGCAUCAGCACGGUUACAACGACGACGACGACGACGACCAGUGGAAGGGACGAACGAAUUAUUCGGCUUGCAACGGAGGCUCCGGUUACGAAAACAACAACCGGUAGUACCACGAUAAAGUCUAGUACCACAGAGGCAGCCGCAACUGUUUCAGCCUCUUCGACACUGGCAACACUUUCUACUGUCAAACCGGCAUCGAUCGAACAACAAUUACUCGAAUGUCGAGCAGAAUUAAAUGAAGCGAAACGGAAGUUGAGUCUCAGUAAACUGGUGAUACUGGGCUGCGCCUUCGCUCAGCAAAAGCAAGUUCCCAAUUUCAAUGACGGUCGCUACUACCCAGAACUUUACCAAGGCAAGUACGACGAUGGAAAGUACCAUCCGGAUUCGAGUGGAGCUUAUCGUCCCGAUGGGUCUGGAAAGUAUAGUGGUAAAUAUGUACCAUACGUUCAUGGUAAAUACGGCGAAGGUGGACAAGGUGGCGCUGGCGGAGCCGGAUCGGGAAUAGGUGGACAAGGUGGACGAGGUGGCGCCGGUGGUGCAGGUAGUUCCGGAUCAGGAUCCGGUGGUGCGGGAAGAAUCGGAUCGGGACUCAGUGGAGCAGGAAAAAUCGGAUCGGGAUCUAGUGGUGCAGGAAAAAUCGGAUCGGGAUCUAGUGGUGCAGGAACAAUCGGAUCGGGAUCCAGUGGUGCAGGAAAAAUUGGAUCGGGAGCCGGUCAACAUGGAGUACGUGGUAGUAACAGUGGAGCCGGUUCGGGACUCAACGAACAAAGUGUGCGAGUUAGUAGCGGUGCUGCCGGAUCAGGACUCACUGGCCAAACUGUAUUAGUUAGUAGUAGUGGAACCGGAUCUGCUGGCUUCGGAUCACGAAUUGGCUCCGGAUCUGGAGCAGGAUCAAGUGGUGCAGGCAGGGUAACUGUUCCGAAUUCAUUGCCAGUGGUGCCACCGAAGCUUCCCACACAAAAAGCUAAGAAACCAGAUGGAUUCGGAUCAAGCAGCGGCUCCGGCUUUGAUCGCAUCAAGGAGCAAGUGAAGGAAUACAAUCAGGAUGGUUACUAUUACCGUUACUUGACCGAGCAGGAUGCUCAGGUGGCCGAAACCGGACGCCUUGAGGAUCGUGACUCGGACAAUGAAGUUUUGCGUGCAAAGGGAUUCUACGAGUAUGUCGGAGACGAUGGCGUUCGAUAUCGAGUCGACUACAAUGCCGAUGAGAACGGAUUUGUGCCACAAGGUGUACAUUUACCUACUCCUCCACCAAUCCCAGACGAAAUUGCACGUGCUCUUGAAUAUGUGCGAAAUUUACAGCAAUAAGAAUAAUUUCUGUCCCAUCACUUUAG
Molecule: messenger RNA, 2416 nt
Organism: Malaya genurostris
Lineage: Eukaryota; Metazoa; Arthropoda; Insecta; Diptera; Culicidae
Exons: 6
Coding region: 441-2390 (649 amino acids)
Cellular component (GO): chitin-based extracellular matrix
Molecular function (GO): structural constituent of chitin-based larval cuticle
Source: RefSeq, a predicted model, not a curated record